This is a messenger RNA of Pimephales promelas (fathead minnow), 1139 nucleotides long. RefSeq lists its product as uncharacterized. The record is from RefSeq and is a predicted model, not a curated record. NCBI's taxonomy places the organism in Eukaryota, Metazoa, Chordata, Actinopteri, Cypriniformes, Leuciscidae.
UUUCCUCACUUUGGUCUAUGCAAGAGUUCAUCACUGUCUCAAGGAACCCGAGUUUCAUAUCCAAGUGUUUACAACUACAACAUGACUAUUCAGAUUUAUCUCUAUCUGCUCAUAUGGUCUCAAGCUGCAGAGGCUUUAACAAAUCAACUAACAGAUUUGGGGGAAAAUGUGACCAUAAACUGUGAUCUUCGUGAAAAAGAGGUUUUUUGGAUUUUCCUAAAACUUCUAGAUUCUCCGGUUGUGAUAAUGCGCUCUUUUUCAAACUUAUCUCCAUUUCACUUCAAUGAAAGAUUCACCCUUAAAUAUUCAGUGCACUCUAAAAAUAAUCUUUUCAUAAAUAAUGUCACUAUUGAUGAGUUAGGAGUUUAUUACUGUAUGAGCACAGACCCAGUUCCUAAAUUGAGCAAUGCCACCAGACUACACAUCAUUCAACCAACUCCAUUAACUGAGUGCCAGAAUCAUAUAGUCGAACAGUGUAUUCAGCAGAAUCAGACGAUGGUGAAGUACAUUCAGCAGAAUCAGACGUCAUGGCAGACUCUUACUCUCGUAUCUGCUCUGUUCAAUGCUGUUUUGGUCGUUGUGGUUAUCGGACAUUUGAAGGUUUGUGUUGUCAGAAGGUCUGUCAGAAGGUCUGCAGAACAACAACUUCAUAAUACUGACGUACAGCCGACACCAGAUUUACAACAGCAUCUAGAUCCAAAUCAAUUACAGCAUGCUGAGGUGGACAGUUCCACACUGUAUACAAAUAUUCAUCCCGUUCGAGUCAAUAGCGGUUAUGUUACAUUACAACUGCCAAAAUAAUACACAAAUGUACAGCUGACCUCAUACACGCUUAUUUCAUAGUGGAAGAUCAAGCACAGAACAAAAAACUAACGCUCUGGUGUUGUCCAAGUGCACAUGAUAAUGGUUGUGGUUUGGUCUGCAAAAGUGUUGCAUCUACACAAGUGGUCUGCACUUUGACCCAGUGAAGUGUUUUUCCUCUUUGUCUUCUGUGAUGUUAACAUUUGAUCUGUGUUCCCAACAAGUGUGUGAUAUUUUAUGAUAUGCUGAAGUAUUAGAUAUUUCACAGCAAACUGAAUAUUUCAGCUAAUGCCAUGUUCAACCAUGUUUCUUAUUGAAUUAAAGUGCCAUGCAAUCCC